Molecule: messenger RNA, 2132 nt
Organism: Oryzias melastigma (Indian medaka)
Lineage: Eukaryota; Metazoa; Chordata; Actinopteri; Beloniformes; Adrianichthyidae
Gene: pdcd4b
Product: programmed cell death 4b
Exons: 12
Coding region: 196-1617 (473 amino acids)
Biological process (GO): negative regulation of DNA-templated transcription
Cellular component (GO): nucleus; cytosol
Source: RefSeq, a predicted model, not a curated record
AAAUUCCGUGUUGCAUUUUCAUUGGUUCUCACUUAAACCCACAUCUCCCCAUAGCCAAUGAAAGAAGACCAAUGCAGUCCUGUGUGACGCUGUUGCUGGGUAGGUGAGACAAAACAACAGACCGUGUUGGAGUUGGAAGCUGAGAGGCUGAAACUGUGAAAGUCUGUUCCUGUCUGGAUCGAUCACUAAACCACGAUGGCAGCUGACUGCGAGGCUUGGCUGAACUCGAACCCCGUCGAGGCUGAGGAUCUCAGUGAUUCAGUCUUAUCUGGAGAAGAAGGUGACGGAAAAUGGUCCGUCUCCAAUAAGAACACCAAUGAGGUCAAUGGCAACUGGAUGGUGUCAUCCAGCAACAGCAUCCAUGAAGCUCGCCUCAAAGCUAAGGCCAAGCGUAAGCUGAGGAAAAACUCUUCCAGGGAUUCUGGCCGGGGGGACUCCCUAAGUGACAAUGGGGAUGUGGCCAAGGGAAGCUCGGCAACACCCACAAGUCCCAGGAGUAAACUGAUGGACAGAAAAUCCCGCCUAGGGAAGGGCAGAGGUCUGCCCAAAAAGGGUGGAGCAGGAGGAAAAGGUGUUUGGGGAAGAUCUGGAGAAGUUUAUGAACCAGUAAAAGUAGAUGAAAAGGACCCCAACUAUGAUGAAGACCAGGAGAACUGUGUCUAUGAGACUGUGGUUCCUCCGCUGGAUGAGAAGGACUUUGAGAAGACCGUCACCCCCAUAGUUCAAGAGUACUUUGAACAUGGAGACACCAAUGAAGUAGCUGAGCUGCUUUCCGAUCUAAACCUGGGGCCCAUGCGGAGCGAGGUGCCGUCGCUGGCCGUGUCACUGGCCCUGGAGGCCAAAGCCAGCCACAGGGAGCUCACCUCCAGGCUUCUAGCUGACCUGUAUGGAAACAUUCUGUCACACGGAGACUUGGAAAAGUCUUUUGACCAGCUGCUCGUGGAGCUGCCUGAUCUGGUCCUGGAUACACCUGAAGCUCCUCAGUUGGUUGGAAAAUUUAUUGCGCGUGCCGUCAACGACCAAAUACUGUCCAAGACCUAUAUUGACAGCUACAAAGGCAAAGUCGACUGUGAAUAUGCCAGGGCCGCGCUGGACCGAGCUGUGGUGCUGCUGAAGAUGAGUAAAGGUGGACUUCGAGUAGACAGUCAGUGGAGCAUUGGUGGAGGACAAAGACCUGUCACACAGCUCAUUAAAGAGGUUAACCUCCUCCUUAAGGAGUACAUUUUGUCUGGAGAUUUGAAGGAGGCUGAGAGAUGCCUGAGGGAUCUGGAGGUUCCUCAUUUCCACCACGAGUUUGUCUAUGAGGCAAUCGUGAUGGUGCUGGAGUCCAAAGGGGAGAAAACCUUCCGAAUGAUCUUACAGCUUCUGAAGUCGCUUUCCGUGUCCUCUAUCAUUACUGUGGACCAAAUGAGAAGGGGCUAUGAGAGGGUUUACAUGGACAUUGCAGAGAUAAACAUAGACGUUCCUCGAGCGUACUACAUCCUGGAGCAGUUUGUUGAGAAGAGUUUCAACGUGGAAAUCAUUGGAAUAAAGUUGAGAGAUAAAUGCCCUCGUCGAAGCCGGAAGAGGCUCGUCAGCGAGGGCGACGGCGAGGUUGUUGAACUUGAGCGAUACUGAGACCUGUCUUUACAGCAGAAUUCCUGGAAGGAGGAGGAAAAACAUCUACGUCUUGCAGAAUGAUGACGUUUUCUCCUGUCUGUCAGAAGAAUUCUGAAAGUGAUGUUAGGUUUGAUGACAGCCGAAGUAGAUCCGUUUUCUUAAAGGUGUUACUAGAGAACAUUGGAAUAAGCUAUCCCUGAAGUGCCACACCUCUCAGCAUUCAGCAUUUCCUUUUGUUGUGUAGAAUAUUGUUUCUUUUUGGGGCCCACUCCUUUGUCUUUACCAAAAAGCAGUGUUGGUAAAAAAAAAAAAAAAGUUGAUUUGUGUUCAGAGCUUUAUUGAAUGGGGUGGGGGCUCAUUUUAGCAGCUGGUAUGCUGUGUUUGACUCUGUUUCCCUGCUGUAACCAGGUGUUCUUCAGGAGGUGUGACAUCACUUCCUAGAAGGCUGUAUAUAAUGUUUAUUUUUGUAUUUUGAGAGGAAAACAGUUCAGUCUGACUCAUUGUUUCUUCAUUAAACAGUUCAUUAUGGAAAA